Ectocarpus sp. CCAP 1310/34 is the source of this 939-nucleotide messenger RNA. The record is from the annotation of a GenBank genome assembly. Lineage: Eukaryota; Phaeophyceae; Ectocarpales; Ectocarpaceae.
AUGUCGUCUGCGACUGGAGAGUUCGGCAAUGGCGAUGCAGCCCCGACCCACGAGGAGGUCAUGACAGCCAUCGACCAGGCCACCGCAAAAAUGGAGAGCAUGAUGACGGAAAAGUUAGGGACCGUCAUGGAAGCCCUGUCUCGGUUAGUGCCCGAGACAGCGUCUGCCGCAAGUAUGGCCGCAGCGGGCGGCAGGGGAGAGUCACGGGGGGGAACGCACGCCCCUCCCGGCGCUGGUCGUGUGGACCAAGCGCCGAUCACCGGACAGGGGCUCGAGGGAGAACGAGGACUGCCGGACACAGCCCCGCAAGGACCCACGCUGCCGUCUGCGGGGGACGUCUCGCGCGAAAGCGAAACCAGUGACCCGCCGGCAAGGUACGACCCGACCAUGAAGGCCCGGAUCCCGCGCCUCAAGCAGCUAAACUUCGAUGGCCUAGAAAAGAACUGGGUAAUGUUCAAGAACGACUUCAUGACGCAGGUGCAAACGUGCGGAAUGAUGCAUGCUCUGAACGAUAGCCAAGACAUUGAGAUCCAAGGGAUGGAUGACGAUGGCAUGAUAGAACAGGGGGUAGCUGCAGAAGAGGUUCAUGUGUACCGGGAAUUGUGGGGCAUGUUGGUAGGAGCGAUUUCAGACGAGACUACCAAGCUGAUGGUUUACAAUAGUAAGGGGCCCUCGGCAGCGUGGCGUGCACUUGAGCAGACGUUCACCCCACUAGCUGGUGGCAAGCAGAUUUCGCUUAUCGGAAAGUUCUUUACUGCCAGACAAGAGAGAAACCAGGAUCCUCGAGUUUUCUUCCAACAGUUCAAGUCUACCGUAACUAGCCUAGAGUUUGCACUCGGCCAGCCCAUCCCCAAGAUGCUCGUGUACGCCCGAUUCCUGGACGCUCUUUCCUCCGAGUACGACACCAAAAGCAACAACUGCUCAGCGAGAAGAUUCUGA